CAAGGAAACCCAUCGGGUGCACAUGCGAUUGUGAAGCCUCGAAACUUUUGCACUGGGCUCUCGUUCCAGCUCGUGUUUUUGUUCUGCUUAUUGACUGGUCGACAGUUUUGAAGAAGUGGGCCCCCAGCGUUGCCUUUCAUGGCAGCGUACCAUAUCCAUGUGAGGGUGAGCUCGAGCCUGAUCGGAGUUUUCUUCCACAUGCAGCCGACUUGAUUUCUGCUGAAUUGAACUAGGAUUGGCCCGAUGCCGAUCGAGGACUCUUUACAUGAUCGCGUUCGCAGAGAGAAUCGUACUCCAAACGCAACUCCAACCUUCAAGAAAAACGAAAAGCUGUGACGACGUCGGACAGCAAGCCAAGGGCUUCCCGACCACGAGGGAUCAGGAGACUAGAACUCAAACCCGGUCAUCAUCGCUCACCCUGCGCUUGAAUCUGCCAAAUCCACAGACGAUCGCCAUCGUUUCAGUCCAGACACGACGAGGACAAACGGACGAUCUCAGCAGAGAAACGCAAUCGUCGGCGGAGCGCAAUGGAGAGAGAAUCACAGUCAGGGAUCCAGAGUCAAAAUCGAGGGACCUCGUCGGAGAUCUGGCAGACGAUUACUCUGAGAGCUGCAUCUUGGUGGGCAUGGGCCCGCAACAACCUUCAUCCGUCUCUGCUGCUGGUGAUCAAAGCUGUGUUCUGGAGCGUGGUAAUUUCCUGGUUCCUCGUGUGCGUCUUGGCUUUAGGUUCCAUCAUUAUCGUCAUCUACGGGAUCUUCAUGGCUCCUUACAUGUUCGUUCUUUUCUGGCUCGUCGAUGCGGUGCCCCUUGUGCACUCCACCCAACCUGAACAUCCAACUUUCUACGUUGAAAUGGUACAAAUUCUCUUCGUGCUAGCCAGUGUCCUCCUUUACUACAUUCUGUACACGCUCCUCAGUCUCGCUCAGAAACUCUUUCCUGAACAAAUUGAGAAACUCUCACCGGAAAACAUGAACGAGCUGCCACUUCUCCUCAGAAUUGUCAGCGGGUUCGCAUUCUACAUCGUAUUCAGUGUACUAGGGGCCGUUUUCACCGUUUCCCUCAUUGCCGUCGUUAUUUUUGUUGCGUACCUUCCGUACAAUGCAUUCUUGAUUUGUGACAGCCUCGGCCGCCAUGUUCCCUGGUAUGUGAUUCUGGGUGCCUUCGUCACUGUCGUCCUUUCAAUUGUAGCGGUGGUUGGGUAUUGUUCAGACCAGAGAAGUGUCUCGGUCGUCGGUCCUAGGCCUGCCAGAACUGUCGACGGCGAUGAGUUAGUUCAGAUGGUAGACGUUUGACGCUGUUCGCAACUGUUCGAUAUUUCUUCCAUGUCGAGUAUAGUUCUCCUCAAACUGACUUCUGGCGACGGCACGCUUUAACUCUUUGUGUGUCAUGAUCCACACUUCGCAUUCAUGUAAUCUAGUAUGAGAAAAUUUCCGUUUUCGAACUUUUGUGCUCUAACUUGAAUUUUUUGUUUGAUUUGGAUGGGUGAACUUGU
Messenger RNA from Marchantia polymorpha subsp. ruderalis, 1492 nucleotides. The record is from the annotation of a GenBank genome assembly. NCBI's taxonomy places the organism in Eukaryota, Viridiplantae, Streptophyta, Marchantiopsida, Marchantiales, Marchantiaceae.